GAGAGAAGCUCCAGAAGUCUGAUUGUGACACUCCAGCAUAAAUAUGAGAGCUCCCCCCACUCACAGACCCUUCUCCUCUCCACUCUUAACUGUUAAGGAGAACAACAUCUACAAUGGCCAAAUCCAACACCAAGAAGAAUAAGGGCUCCAGAAGACAUCAAAAACCAAGGUCCAGAAAGAGAUCACAAUCCAGCACUGACUUUAGCCGAAAUUACUCACUCUACAUUCGCAGGGUCCUAAAAGAAGUGGAUCCCCAGAAGAGUAUAUCAUCUCACACCGUGGACAUCAUGAACACCAUGAUCAACAACAUUUUUGAACGCAUUUCUACGCAAGCCUACAAUCUGAUGUGUUUCAGAAAUCGCUGUACCCUCACCCAUGAAGAUAUCCAGAAGGCGAUGUAUAUGCUGUUUCCUGGAAAACGAUCUAAGUAUGCAGUGACUUUUGGAAGUGAAGCUGUACAAAGAUAUGUCCACUCCAAAAACAAUGUACCACGUUAA
This is a messenger RNA of Phyllostomus discolor (pale spear-nosed bat), 497 nucleotides long. RefSeq names its product histone H2B subacrosomal variant-like. Gene Ontology annotation, cellular component: nucleosome. The transcript has a single exon. Gene Ontology annotation, molecular function: structural constituent of chromatin; DNA binding; protein heterodimerization activity. The record is from RefSeq and is a predicted model, not a curated record. Gene Ontology annotation, biological process: nucleosome assembly. Lineage: Eukaryota; Metazoa; Chordata; Mammalia; Chiroptera; Phyllostomidae. The coding region runs from base 114 to 497 and encodes 127 amino acids.